AUGGCCGAUUCCUUCAAUGACCCAUACAACUUCGAUGGGUACCCAGCGGUGAAAGGCCUUCUUCGUCUCACGCAAACGAUUAAUAAUGGUGCUGCGGAUGGUACUGGUAUUCGAAAUUUGGUAGAUAUUUGCCACAACUUAAUGGGCCCCGUCAUUCCCCAGAUCAUCACCGAUUAUUCUGUGAGUAUGCAAAAUAAUCUUUUUGGUGGUUAUCCCACUAGCUCAGACAUUGCACCGAGUAUUGUGUUUGCAUGCAUUUUUGGAAUCUUGGGCCUAUUCCAUAUUGUUAUUUUCAGCAUCAACACAUGGAGGGGCCAUCAUUUCUGGAUUUCAUUUGCAUGGUUUCUCAAUUGUAUGAUAACCAUGCUUGGUUUCGUGUUUCGUGUCGAAUGGGCCAGGGACAUUUCCUGGGUCAACGUUGGUUUAGUUAGUGAGAUCUUCCUCAUUUUGACCUCGGUCAUUUUUGCUUCUUUUGACUUGAUUCUUGCUCAAAGAUUGUUUACCUGGAGACAUCCAGUGGGUGGAUCCAGAAAAUUAUUUUGGGGCUUUAUGUGGGGAACCUACAUUGGCGUGAUUUUGAUUCUUAUUGUCACCAUUCUUGCUGCUUUUGUUCCAUACAUUAACUUCCUUAGUCACAGAGCCUACGAGAACUGGAAAAUUGUGGUGAUGGUAACCUCGAUUUGUGUUAUCUUGUACUCGUUGACAUCCAUGUCCUUGAUUGGCUUGUCGUACUUGUUCCCUCCCACCAAGAAGGAUGAAAAUUUGUACACUUACCAGCCAUGGUGGAUUGAGUCGUUCAAGCCAUUCUACUUUGUCAAACGAAACGCUGCUCGGGAUGCAGCAGAAACGUUUAUGAAGAGAAAUCACAACCAUAGACAUGCCAUCAGAGUCAUCGCAGCCACUCAUCACCACUACAAUAUGGUGGAAGGUUUGACCAACCAGAGAGGUACAUUGGACCACAACGUUUCCAUGCUUCUUAUUGUGGUCACUACGAUAUUGAUUUUUAUCGGUGCGGUCUUGAGAAGUAUUACUCUUUUUCAAAACAGGAUUAACAGACAUCUGAGCAAUUUAUGCCAACCAUUUAUCAUGUAUAUUUGCUGGGGUGGCUUCGAGUCGCUCAUUAAUGUUCUUUAUAUCGUGGGAAGAGUGGAUUUGAGAUUCUACCGUCCAGACAGACUUCCUAAGCAAGUCAGAAACAUCGUCACUGCUGAGCAGAGUUAUUACCCAUCGGAGAACGAGGAAGAAGACAGCUAUACUCAAGGUACUGGACUGUACUCCACCGUUAACGACAAGUCAUUCGACUUUGCCCAACAAGAACCGUCACCAGGUGCACAGUCUCCACCUUACCCCAAAGAUGACUACUUUUAUGAAAAGAAUCGUCACAAUGCUGACGAUGAUAACAUCUCCGACUUCCAUUUCUAA
Messenger RNA from Sungouiella intermedia, 1422 nucleotides. Lineage: Eukaryota; Fungi; Ascomycota; Pichiomycetes; Serinales; Metschnikowiaceae. The record is from the annotation of a GenBank genome assembly.